GCAAAAGAAAGCAAAUUCACCAAACCCUUUUGUCGUAAGAAUAUAAUAAUAAGCCGUUCGGUGAGUGCACUCUCUUUCUCUAUCACUGUUGUUGUGUAUCUGUGCGACGUGCGAGAUCUCCAACGAAAAAAUGGCUUGUAGACUCUUGUGGGCUUCUAGGGUUGCUUCUCAUCUAAGGAUCUCCGUUGCUCAACGAGGGUUUUCUUCCGUGGUUUUGAAGGAUUUGAAAUAUGCUGAUUCACAUGAAUGGGUGAAGAUUGACGGGAAUAAAGCAACCUUUGGUAUAACUGAUCACGCACAGGACCAUUUAGGAGAUGUGGUCUAUGUGGAGUUACCUGAUGUGGGACAUUCAGUGUCACAAGGGAAGAGUUUUGGAGCGGUCGAAAGUGUGAAAGCGACGAGCGAUAUCAAUUCUCCAGUCUCAGGUACGGUGGUUGAAGUCAAUGAGGAGCUGACCGAGUCCCCUGGAUUGGUGAACUCUAGCCCGUAUGAACAAGGAUGGAUCAUAAAAGUUGAGCUGAGUGAUGCAGGCGAGGCAGAGAAGCUGAUGGAUUCAGACAAGUACUCUAAGUUCUGCGAAGAAGAAGACGCCAAGCACUGAGCUUUUUAAUGUUUUUUAUAUAUUUUCCAGACCCUUCUCGACGUUUAUACUGCAACACAGAUUGUUGUUUUCUCAGUCGAGAAUCAAAACGAGAUUCUCCAUCUGUCCAUUGGACCGAAAAUUCCUAUCUCUCGUUCUCCUUCUUUCUUUUUAUGUUUUUUUUUUUUUUUUUUUAAAUUAAAUUGUUUGAAUAAUGGUAGAAAAUAAUAAGCUUUGGGAUAACAUUGAUUGGAUCUUUCAUGGA
This is a messenger RNA of Arabidopsis lyrata subsp. lyrata, 845 nucleotides long. Its product is annotated as glycine cleavage system H protein 2, mitochondrial. The record is from RefSeq and is a predicted model, not a curated record. Gene Ontology annotation, biological process: protein lipoylation; glycine decarboxylation via glycine cleavage system. Gene Ontology annotation, cellular component: cytoplasm; mitochondrion; glycine cleavage complex. Lineage: Eukaryota; Viridiplantae; Streptophyta; Magnoliopsida; Brassicales; Brassicaceae. The transcript has 3 exons. Bases 131 to 601 code for a protein of 156 amino acids.